This is a messenger RNA of Fomitiporia mediterranea MF3/22, 321 nucleotides long. RefSeq lists its product as uncharacterized. The record is from RefSeq and is a predicted model, not a curated record. The coding region runs from base 1 to 321 and encodes 106 amino acids. The transcript is spliced from 2 exons. NCBI's taxonomy places the organism in Eukaryota, Fungi, Basidiomycota, Agaricomycetes, Hymenochaetales, Hymenochaetaceae.
AUGCUUUUUCGGGUGGCAAAGGAGAAUCACGUUCAGAUUGAUGACAUUCUAUCAUUUUGCGAAUGGAUUAAGGCGGAGAGAGGCAACGGGGAUGGCCCGGCGUCGGAUUCAUUUUCGGAGAUACCUGGAGAGAUAAAGGAGAAGCUGAAGAGUCUGUUGAGAAUGAAUCCUACAGCAAAUGAGACAAUUAGGAAAAUAUGGGCAAGCCGGUUCACAUUCCAUUCCAUGGUGAAGCAGGAGGCGGUCCUAUCGUAUCUCGAGCAUUUGGAGGAGGAUGGAAUUGGUGAUGGUGACAACGGCCAGUCUAUCAGUUAUGAUUAA